Messenger RNA from Colletotrichum higginsianum IMI 349063, 1032 nucleotides. RefSeq lists its product as uncharacterized. The record is from RefSeq and is a predicted model, not a curated record. The transcript has 2 exons. NCBI's taxonomy places the organism in Eukaryota, Fungi, Ascomycota, Sordariomycetes, Glomerellales, Glomerellaceae. The coding region runs from base 1 to 1032 and encodes 343 amino acids.
AUGUUCCUUGCGUUACCAACCACGAGACUAAUCCGCCCUUGGCUCUUCUUAAUAGGCGAAACUUCCGCACCAUGUCAACUCGAUUUGUCUUCCCUUCAGUCUGCCCGAUACAACCGCACUCGUCCAGUUGCCAUUGAUUUACCUCCUACCACUAUUCGAAAAACAAAUUCGGCGCCCACCUGCACACCCACACCGCCCGAGCCUUUGUCCGGACGUGGCGACGUUCCUGGUGGUUACUUUCCAUUUCACGAAGACCUCAAGAGUCGCAUUCACCGCCCACACCCCUUUCAGGCUCAACCCGAUUUUGGUCACCCUAGGCACUCCUCUAUCUCUGUUACCAUCGAUUCCCCGCCGAAAGCCGACCAACGCGCAGCUUCUCUUUCCGCGGCCAUGGCGCCGUCCGCCCACUUGUCUCCUUUGAGGGCCAUCGGCUCUUCCGAUCCGUCCACCGUCAACACGCCCGUCGCGUCAUACCUCCCCAGCGGUGUUCAUGAUACCCCUUUGCCAAUGGGUAAAUACUAUCCGUCCAACUACGAGCAACAAAACACACACGGUCCGCGAAUAGGACCAUCUGGGCCCCCGACUCGUGUCUCAUCGACAAGAUCCGAGGGCCAUAUACCUUCGCGGGAGGCUUUCAGGGCAUCCUCCAGACAAGACUCUGAAGCUCGUCGUAAACUCCAACAAUACCAACGAGACAUGAUCGCGCAGGCAAGAUUGGCGGCCAGUGAAGUGCUCGGGAGUUCGCCCAAUCAAGUCAAUGCACCAAGUUCUACAAUUACGUUGAAUGGGGUACCCUUCACGAACUUGCAUCACAUCGGAACCACCGGCGUUCACAAGCCCAUAUCGCCAAGACUCUUGCCAUUGGGAAGUCCAGGUCCCGUUACACCGAUGGACUUGGAGAGUGAGCAGAGCGGGUACAUUGAUCGGGGUUGCAAUGACGAAAUUGCCCGGAUGUUACGGGCCGAAGAACAACGGUUACGCCGAGAAGGCGCAACCUCUCCGGCAGUGGAAACGGGGCCGCAGGCUUUUUGA